AUGGAGCCCGCGAGCGACGCCGCGACGUGGCUCGACGAGGCCAGGGCGCUGGUGCGCGAACACGCGGGGAAGAUGCGACGGGCGGCGAACGAGGGAAACCUGCGAGAGGCGCUGAAGAGCGCGAGCUUGAUGCUCGGAGAGUUGCGCACGGUGGCGCUCGCGCCGCGGGCGUAUUACGAGCUUCACGUCGCGGCGACGGAGGAGUUGAUGCAUCUGCGGAUGUUCUUCGGCGAGCGAGAGCGCCACGGGCGGACGUGCAUGGAGUUGUAUGAGAUCGUGCAGCACGCGGGGAAUGUUUUGCCGAGGCUGUAUCUUUUGAUCACCGUCGGCGUGACGUACGUGGAAUCCGGAGAGGGAGGCGCGAGGGACGUGUUGAUGGAUUUGGUGGAGAUGACGCGAGGGGUGCAGCAGCCCAUGCAUGGACUUUUUCUGCGAGCAUAUCUGAGUCAGGUGAGUAAGGCGUUGCUGCCGGAUAAAGGAUCGAAGUACGAAGGCGAAGGCGGGAACAUCGACGACGCGGUGGAGUUCUUGUUGCAAAACUUUACAGAGAUGAACAAGCUGUGGGUCCGCAUGCAGCACAUCGGACCCUCGAGCGGAAAAAAGCGAAGGGAAGACGAGCGACAAGAGCUCAGAGAUUUAGUGGGGAAGAAUUUGCUAGCGCUGUCACAACUAGAGGGGGUAGAUUUAAAGAUGUAUCGCGAAAUGGUGCUGCCACGCAUCUUGGAGCAAGUCGUCAACUGCAAGGACGAGAUAGCGCAGCCAUAUCUGCUGGAUGUGCUGAUUCAAGUAUUUUCAGACGAGUAUCACUUGGCGACGCUCCCAGAGGUUUUCUCGACGAUGACCAUGUUGCGUCCAAACGUUCGAGUGGGGUUAAUUCUAAAGGCGCUGCUCGGGCGUUUGCUGAGUUACGCCGAAGAGACUCCCGAGGCCAAGACGGAGUUCCAGGCCGCGGACGUGCUCACCAAAUCGUUCGAAUGCUGCAAAUCCAUCAUAAAUGCGCAUGACGACAUUCCGGCGAAGGAGGUCGUGGGGAUGUUCGCGGCGUUGAUGGCGUUUGUGAGACAGUUGAAGAUCACGGAGGGCGGUACGCUGGAUGAUAUUUUGCUCUCUCUGGCGGAGUCUUUAGAGAGUAAGACGCCUAUAGAUGAUCCGGAGGCCGUGAAACAGCUCGCAGCGCUAUUGAGCGAGCCGCUGGAGACGUGCAAUCUCUCGGUUGUGCUCUCAUUGCAGUCGUACCCAAAAGUGAUCUCGCUUUUGGACGCGAAGACAAAGAAGGAAGUCGCGCUCGGUGUCGUGCAAACGCUGGUGAAGAACCGAAGCUCGCUGCAGUCGGUUGAUGAGGUGAAAAUGCUGUAUAAUUUCAUAGAUUGUGUUGUCUCUGCGAACGCGAACGAGUAUCAGGAGAGCGAGAGUUCGGUGCUCGCCGAUGAGCAAAACGUGGUCGCUCGUGUCGUGCACUUGAUUAAAGCUCCUGAGGACAACAGCGAGCUCCAACUUGAGAUGUUGAACAUGACGCACGAUAUCUUACUUAAGGGUGGGCCUCAGCGCAUACGAUAUACGUUCCCGGCGCUCGUGUUCGCAGGGAUUGCGUGUGGGAGAGACAUUGUCCUCGCAGAGCGUGCCGAGAAGUCAGCCGCCGAGAAGUCCAAGAAAGCGGAUGACGAUGCCAUCGAGGAAUCGUGCGACGCGAACAAAGAUAAGACGGAAGAUGUGUCCAUUUCGUUCACCAUGCCGAUGGAAGUCAAGUCGCCGUGGCUGAAAAAAUCACUGCACUUGGUGCACAAAACUAUCACCGCGCUGACGCAAGUUGCUGGGAGACAUGAAAAGGCGUUGAAGCUGUUUCUUGAGGCUGCGCAACUCGCCGCGGUUGCAAACUUGGAGUCCAUUGCGUACGAAUUCUUCGAGCGCGCGUUCGAGCUGUACGAAGAGAACAUCACGGAUACAAAAAAGCAGGUGAACUUGCUCUUCGUCAUCAUUGGCACGCUGCACAAGGUGAAUGUGUUCAGUGAAGAGAGUCGAGCGUCCUUGGUUCACAAGACAACAGGGUACAGCGCUAGGUUAUUGAAGAAGCCUGACCAGUGCGUCGGCGCGUACACGUGCGCGCACCUCUUCUGGACGGAGACGGUGAAAGACAGCGAUUCCGUCGGCGCGUGCCUGAAGAAGUCGGUUAAAAUAGCAAACGCGGUGCGAGACACGUUUGGCGGCAACGAGACCAACCGCAUUGAAGCUCUCGGGCUUUACGUCGGCAUCCUCAACAAAUACCUGUACUUUUACGAUAAAUCUUCCGAGGGUUGCACCGCCGUCACCGUCGAGGCGCUUCAGGCGCUCAUAGAAAUGAUCAACGGUGAGCUCGCGAGCGUCUCCGGCGUCACCGGCGACGCUGUCGUCGCUCUCCGAGACGUCGAACAAUCCUACGCCAACACCCUCGCCCACAUACGCGCACAAAAAUUGAAGCCAGAAGAAGCAGCCGGGUACGCAGCCAUCGUGGUGUAA
Ostreococcus tauri is the source of this 2493-nucleotide messenger RNA. Its product is annotated as Vacuolar protein sorting-associated protein 35. The record is from RefSeq and is a predicted model, not a curated record. Gene Ontology annotation, cellular component: late endosome; retromer, cargo-selective complex; retromer complex. The transcript is spliced from 2 exons. Gene Ontology annotation, biological process: intracellular protein transport; retrograde transport, endosome to Golgi. NCBI's taxonomy places the organism in Eukaryota, Viridiplantae, Chlorophyta, Mamiellophyceae, Mamiellales, Bathycoccaceae. The coding region runs from base 1 to 2493 and encodes 830 amino acids.